Molecule: messenger RNA, 2956 nt
Organism: Pundamilia nyererei
Lineage: Eukaryota; Metazoa; Chordata; Actinopteri; Cichliformes; Cichlidae
Gene: mier2
Product: mesoderm induction early response 1, family member 2
Exons: 13
Coding region: 73-1245 (390 amino acids)
Biological process (GO): negative regulation of transcription by RNA polymerase II
Cellular component (GO): nucleoplasm
Molecular function (GO): transcription corepressor activity; histone deacetylase binding
Source: RefSeq, a predicted model, not a curated record
ACAACAUCCGGGCAAUAGUCAGCUUGCGCAGAAACGGAAUGGCGGAGGUGGGUGAUAAGCAUCUAAACAUGAAUGCAGAGCUUGUGGCCUAGUGGAGAGUGGAGGAGAUACAGCAAUGAAGGCCCUCAUCUGGAGAAGCAGAAGUCUUUACGGGUCUUAGAGGAGUUGGAGGAGGAGAAGAGUCCUCGCUCGAUGAAGAUGGCGACACCAUCCCACACUGCCAGUGAGCUUCCCUUGGAGGAGCUGCUGGCUUUCUAUGGCUAUACAGUAUCAGAUCCAGAGAAGGAGACCUGUCACAUGGCUGCCAGUUUGCCAGACAUGACACUGGACAAGGAUCAGAUAACUGAGGAUCUCUUCCCUGGGGAGCAGGAAGAAUCAUUAGCCGACGACCUCACCCCCUCAGUCACCUCGAACACCUCGGAUCUGCUUCGCCGCAUCCAAGGUGGAGACAAAGACACAUUGGUCGGUUCAUCAGAUGAAGACUCUGAUGAUGUCUCUAUUCCAUCCAAUGAAGAGCAAAAGGAGAUCAUGGUUGGCUCCAUGUAUCAGGCAAAAAUCCCUCCAAUCAGCCCGUACACCUACCAGGAGAGAGCUUACAGCACCGAAGACCAGUUGUUGUGGAGGCCAGGGGUUCUGCCAGUGCAUGAAGUGGAGGAGUUCUUGCUGAAUGCACAAAGACCCCGUGGCCAGGAGGAGGCAGUAGGAACCGAAGAGGUCAUUGUCCAAGACAAUGAACAGGCACUGUACGAGUUAGUGAAAUGCAACUUUAAUGUCGAAGAAGCACUGAGGCGAUUUUGUUUCAACGUGAAAGUAUUCAGUGAAGAGCUCUGCUCCUGGAGCGAGGAGGAGUGCAGGAACUUUGAGCAUGGGUAUCGAGUUUAUGGGAAAAACUUCCACCUCAUUCAGGCAAAUAAGGUACGAACACGCUCAGUGGGCGAGUGUGUGGAGUAUUACUACAUGUGGAAGAAGUCUGAGCGUCACAAGUACUUUACUCAGCAGGCUACCAGGCUGAGCCGCAAGAAGUACAGCCUGCAAUCAGGGAGCAUGGAGGAUGGAGACCAGGAUGAGGAGGUUGUGGAACUCGAGGGAAACAACAGUUCCACAAGGUUGUUGCCUCACAGCUCCAUGGGCACAGGGCAGCUGGAGUCCCCGUUACCUCCACAGUCGAACCUGGACCAGGACAAACAAGAAGAAGAGGGCCGCCCCAGGCGCAGACGAACUCCCCGUUUUCUCUUAAAGCCAUGACCUCAGUCCACUCAGGCCACAGACAGCAGGUUGAGCAGCCUGCAGAUGGCGAGCUGGUGAUGGGCUUGUCAGAGCUGUGCGGCGACGAAUGUCCUCAGCAGCUGUUCGGAUGUCCUUUCUCUCUCCCGCCCAUAGACGGCCUGCAGGAAUCUGGCUCAGAUAGUUGUUGUCCUUCAGCUCCAGUCCAGCUCCAGUCUCAGCUCUUUGCUGAGACCUCCCAGUGGGCCUGCGGGAACUCUCCGGCCCUCCAUGACAACCACGGGCUCCCAAACUCUUGUUUCUUUCAGCUACACAUGCGUGGCGAACAUUUACUUUCUGAGGGCCCUGACUGUGGCACAGUGAGCGGUGGGGCCAGUGCUUCCCACAUGCUGCAGGUGGAAUUUAGCCUGCCGUCCUCUUCAUCAUCCUCAACCGCUGUCCUCCCGUCACACUUCCAGGCAUUCGGCAGUUUGCUUCACCCCUCACCCGUCCAGCAUCCUCGCUCUCUCACACAGUGAAGGGGACAUGGAGAUAUCUAAGUGGUACUCUGUGUAAUUUGCCCUGUGUGUUUUUGGUUGGUAGUGAUCUUUUACAGCAGGGUGAAAAAGAAAUGAGAGGACAAAAAGUGCGUUAAUGCAACUUGCUUGAAAACAGAUGGACCUAUUACCUGUGUUAGCAGGUGACUUGUGUGCCUCUUCUUAAAAGGAGGCGCUCGAAUCCUACGCCCAUUGUGGAAUGAUGACUGUGUUAAUCACUACUUUCAGGCAUUGAUUAUGUGCUGCUGUCCAUUAUUCCUGAAACUGAUUAUUGACAAUGUUGACCACUGCUGCUUUGUUUUCUUAUUUAUCAGAACAGACAAAUUUGACUGCUGCUCAGAUUUGGUUUUCCCCCCCAGAUUCUUACCGUGAAUACAGACAACAUGACUGUUUUUAUGCUCCACAUAUCAGUCAGCAUUUUCACUGCUGCAGCCAUUUCAGAUCUGCUAUUGGACUGUACCUCACCUGAUGUAAUACGGGGGUGGGGGGGUCUGACUACAGAGUAAAAUCUGUCCACUUAUACAACAUAGAAUAGUUUAUUUAAACAUUAACUUAAAAUGUUUUCUCCUUUCUUGGCCCUACAUAUCUGCUUUGUCUUUAUUCUACACAAAAGUUCAUCUUUCUUAAGAUUUAAAAAAAUAUGAACACCUUAAAGGAAAAAAAGUUCUACGGUUGAUUUGAAUAUGCAGCAAUGUAGGAGCCUAAUGGGGCGCAAUAACUUCCUGUUUUAUUGUAUUUUAUUUCUUUUUUAAAUUUCCUUUCUUUUUGCUUCUGUGGAAAUUUUCCUCUUUUUUCCCACCACUGAAAAUGUAUAUAGAUUUAUAAAGGUGCAGGGUUUUGUCAUCAGUCAUGAACACCAUUUCUCGUAUGAUGAAUAACUGCUACCAUGACGAGCCUGUUUCAUAUAAUGGGCUUAAAAAUGAAAGACUGAAAUAUAAAACUUUACAUGCUAAGCUGCCAUAUACAGAAGUGAGAAUACCCGUGUGCAAUAUCGCUGAAAUAUAAAACGGUUCACGAGUGAAAUAUUUCCACCACAUAAAGAUAAAACAAAAACAUAAAAUAUACAUAAGCACAAAAACAAACAAACGCAGUUGUGGUCAGAAGCUUACACACGAGUCAUCAUGUGCAUGAAUGUCAUUGAAAUCUGGGGCUUUUAAUUAUUUCUUUGAACUGUUCAGUUUCUGGGGAGUCAUCUU